UUCGCUCAACGCCUUCGCUUCAGAGCUCCUAUCACUACGAAGUGUUUCACAUAUCUUCUUGAUUAUGCUUUGAUUAUAGUGUUAUGCAAGAAAAAAGUAUGAUAAUGUUGUGAACAAAGACACUAGCAUCUAUUUUUUGUUAAUAAGAAAUUCGGUAAUUUUCAAAAAUGGGAACAAACUCGGAAAGAGUACUGUGUGUAGGUUUAUGUAAUUUGGAUAUAGUAAUGGUUUGCCCGUCUUAUCCCUUAGAAGAUAGUGAUCAGAGGUGCAUAUCUCAUCGAUGGCAGCGUGGUGGUAAUGCUUCAAACUCGGCUACUAUUUUUGCUGAAUACGGAGUGAAAUGUGAAUUUUUAGGAACAGUGAGUCUUGAUAUUGGUGGUCAAUUUAUGAAAAAAAAUUUUGAUGAACAUAAUAUCUGCACUGAAAAUUGCCAUUACUAUGAAGAAUUUGAAAGUCCUGUGUCAACAAUAUGGAUUAAUAGUGAAAAUGGCUCUCGAACUAUAGUUCAUGCUAAUAAAAAUAUGCCUGAAAUUUCUUAUGAAGAUUUUUCUGCUUUAAAUUUAAAGGAUUAUAGUUGGAUCCAUUUUGAAUGCCGACCUAAUUAUGAACCGAUGAAAGCAAAUUUGGAGCACAUUAGACGCUGGAAUGAAAACAAAGCAAAUAAUUCCAUAACAGUGUCUAUUGAAGUUGAGAAGCCAAGUCUGCAGCAAACGGAAGUGUUAAGUCUUGGAGAUGUGUUAUUUAUAUCCAAAGAUUUUGCUGCAGCUCAUGGUUUUUCAAACAUGGUAGAUGCGGUGGAAACAUUAUCAUGUAAAUUAAGAAGAGGUGCAACUCUUAUUUGCUCUUGGGGUGAAAAGGGAGCAUGUGCCAAAAGCAGUGAUGGUCCUUUGUACGUAUCAAAAGCUUUUCCUCCUACAAAUGUUGUGAACACUUUAGGUGCUGGUGAUACGUUCAUAGCUGGCUCAAUUAUAAGUUUGAUGAAAGGGAAAAAUAUGCAGGAUGCUAUUAUAAUGGGCUGCAAAAUUGCUGGAACAAAAUGUGGUAUGCAUGAUUCCAAAGAAUUAUCAAAAUUAUGUCCAUUUUCGUAAUUAGUUGACUCUGAAAUGCAAUAUUAAAUGUAACUAAAAUUUAUACAUUGUUAAAUUAUACAUGAUUAAAUUUAU
Uloborus diversus is the source of this 1163-nucleotide messenger RNA. RefSeq names its product ketohexokinase-like. Lineage: Eukaryota; Metazoa; Arthropoda; Arachnida; Araneae; Uloboridae. The record is from RefSeq and is a predicted model, not a curated record. Gene Ontology annotation, biological process: fructose metabolic process. The transcript is spliced from 6 exons. Gene Ontology annotation, molecular function: ketohexokinase activity. The coding region runs from base 168 to 1088 and encodes 306 amino acids.